AACCAAGACAUCCGAACUCGACCCCGAAUCGGGGACAUUCGUAGAAGGAUAGUUCUCAGAUCUAGUAAAAGUGGGUAAUUCUUUUGCUUGUGACGAAAUACUAAAAUAAUUUUGCUAAUAUCAUAUAUUUUGUAAAUACUUGAUAGUAAAUAUGGUAUCAAAUAAAUUGUACUUAAAAAAUCUGCGCUGGCCUUGGAUAUAAUUAUGAAUAAAGAUAGAAAGGAUUGAGAAAAAACGUAACAAAAAUACAUAGGUGUUCAAAUUUAUUAUUAUUUGGUUAAUAUCUCAAUUUCAUGGCUAAUAAUGAGUGGUCAAAUUCCCGAGUUUUGUUUUCCGACAUGUUUUCAUUUAGUUUUGAACCAGAGAUUUUGACAUUUUUGUGGGGAAUUUGCGCAAAGAAAGCGGAUGGAAUUCAACGUGAUUAUCGAUAUUUACUUCCAAGCUCAUCAUCCCUCUUGCAAAUUUUUGUUCCUCAUUCACCCGAGCGAUCCAAUUUUUUAUCGUUCCUGAAAAACACGAUUACUACCGGGAGGUCCGUCGUCCUUGUUGGGUUUUCUUCGUAUGGGGCGUUUAAAGUACUGCAAAAACUACGUUAUGAAGGACUCGUGGGAAUAAAAGACUCUGUAACGCAGUUUGCAAACUACUUGACAACUCCAAAAAACCUCACAACGUCCAACGGUUUGGAAUUAGCUUUAAGAACAACAGUUCCAAAAUCCAGUGUGAUUCCGAGCAGCAGCAACUUGGCGACAAGACCUUCCGACCUUUCUCUCAGUAAUGGUGGUGAUUCGAGUAAUGGUACUUCUCACGCCAAUACACUACACAGUAGACUGAAUGAAAUAAAUGUGCCUGCUGACCAUUUUUCGGUCACUCCAAUCAAUGGGGAAAUUGCGACAGGGGAUGAAGACAUGCUAGAAGUUCAGGGUCAAUAUUUUGGUCCCGUGGAUCAAGGGAUUGAGACGUUUAAUCCUGAAAUGAUAUAAAAUUUUACCUGAAGGAUCCUUGGACACAUUUGUGAUCUCUCUCUGGCUGGCACGAUAAUACGUUGAAUGAAAAUUGAGACGUGUUCAAAAGUCUACUUUAUUUUUGCCAAUGUCCUCUCCAAGUGCUUUCACAGUCGAUCAUCAUGCCACUUAAUUAAACAAUUGUUAUUUUGUGUUAUUCACAUUUCAUCUAGUCAAUACUACUCGAGUUCCAAAAAUAUUGUGUUUUCUUCUGCCAACUUUCACCAUUCGAUGAAAUUGUUAUGGUUCCUUCAAGUUAUUUUUAAAUUCUUGUAUUUAUCAGCGCGACAUGACGAUAAUUGUUAAAUAAGGUGGAUAUAUUAAAUGCAAUGUAUUUCAAAUAAAUUAAAACUAAAAUGAA
Folsomia candida is the source of this 1362-nucleotide messenger RNA. RefSeq lists its product as uncharacterized. The record is from RefSeq and is a predicted model, not a curated record. The transcript is spliced from 4 exons. Lineage: Eukaryota; Metazoa; Arthropoda; Collembola; Entomobryomorpha; Isotomidae. Bases 294 to 980 code for a protein of 228 amino acids.